This is a messenger RNA of Solanum lycopersicum (tomato), 1801 nucleotides long. RefSeq names its product probable protein S-acyltransferase 17. The record is from RefSeq and is a predicted model, not a curated record. Lineage: Eukaryota; Viridiplantae; Streptophyta; Magnoliopsida; Solanales; Solanaceae. Gene Ontology annotation, biological process: protein targeting to membrane; peptidyl-L-cysteine S-palmitoylation. Gene Ontology annotation, cellular component: Golgi apparatus; endoplasmic reticulum. Gene Ontology annotation, molecular function: protein-cysteine S-palmitoyltransferase activity.
UUAUAAAAAUAAUAUAAAAUUUUAGAAGUCAUAAUCAAAGAAAUAAUGGAGAAGUCUACAACGAUCUGCUCCCAUUCGCAUAACUAAUUUGAGGCUCAAUUGAGAUGGAGGUGGAAUGGCUUCUUGUAAUCCAUGGCCUGGUGACACUGCUAGUGUUGAUUUCUUUCCUCUGCGGCCAAUGGCCUAUUUUCGAAGGCACUUUCAUUCAAAAAAUCCAUUUUUUUCUCACUUUUGGUGCCUGUGAUUAUUUCCGCCGCUUUGUGGGUGCUAUGUUUGGUCAAAAAGGUUCCAAUGCACUCUUCUGUGUUGAGUACUAUUGUUGUGAUCGUCCUAAUCCUACUCUCCAGGUCAUAUAUUUGGGAAUAAUUGGAGCCAUUUACUACUUUAUUGUGCAGUCAUCCUUUAAGUACAUUCCUGGGCAUUACCUAGGUGAAGUGCACAGGUACAUAAGCUUGUUGGCAGUUGGUGGGGGUAUUCUCCUCUUUCUAUUGACUAGCUUUUCUGACCCAGGAACUGUGAAUGCUGUGAAUGUUUCACACUAUCUUUCUGCUUAUCCCUAUGAUAAUAUUAUUUUCUCAGAAAAAGAAUGUCCUACCUGCAAGAUCCCAAAACCUGCUAGGUCAAAGCACUGCAGCAUUUGUGAUCGCUGUGUUGCUAGAUUUGAUCAUCAUUGUGGAUGGAUGAAUAAUUGCAUAGGUGAGAAAAACAGCAGAUACUUUAUGGCUUUUCUUUUCUGGCAUUUUCUUCUCUGUGUAUAUGGGGCAGUUGCUAUUGCACUAGUGCUAGCUGGCAGGCUGAAAGAACUACGGGUUAUAGAUAUUCUUACUGUUUAUUAUGGCAUCGAGAAAUCAUUCAGUAGUUUGGCUCCACAUGUUGUAGUGUGGUUAUUGGAUUCAUACAACACUCAAAUACUUAUCAUGGUAUUUCUGGCUAUAAUUUCUAUGCUACUGGCUGGUUUCCUUGCAUACCACACCAAACUGUGUGUCACAAAUACCACAACAAAUGAGACUUUCAAAUGGAAAGAGUACUUAAGCUGGAAGAGGAAGGUUAAUGAAGCAAAGGCAAGUGCAGCAGCACUCAAAGCAAGUUUGGGUGAAUUGAACCAUGAAAAGAAGCACCCUGUGAGCAAAUGGAAAGCCUUCUUCCAAAGGUCCCCUCUUGAAGAAGUGGAGGUUGUGAAGAAUAACAUUUACGAUAGAGGAGUGCUCCAGAAUGUCUUUGAGAUUGUAGUUCCUCUUUCAUCAAGACGGUCAUUUUUACAGAGGAAACCAAAAUCAGGUUAGAGUUGUCAGUUUGUGAACCAUAAUCUCAUAGGGGCUUGGUAGCUCAUCCUUGGUUCAAUGUCUUUAGUAUAAUAGUCAUAUUAGCAAGGAGCUUAAAUGUGAAGAAUAGUCAUUUUUGCCAAACAUAUCACUGACAAGUAUCGAGGAAGGGGGUUAAGUUCGUGCACCGGUGUUGGUUCUUUUUGCUUUUCUGCAGUUGCAGCUAUUGAAUGGAGGUCCUUACUGCUCUUUUUUUUUGUGCAUUCUACUUCCUACUUGUGGUGCAGCCUAGGUUACCUCAUAUUUCUAGGAUGGUUUUCAAUCUGUAUUCGACUUUUUAUACCUCUGUGCUGCUUAGCAGCAGAUUUAAUUAUGUACAAUGUAAUAGGAUGAGAAUGAGUGUGCUAUACGUUUCAAUCCCAAUGUAUACUGUAUCCACCAGCAGUGAAACUGGAAUGCGGAUUGAGUUCAAACGAAUUUUGUGCUCAUGUUGCCAUUAAGAGAAUGUACCCAGCAGCUCAACUUUCUUCAGCUUUUUA